Molecule: messenger RNA, 348 nt
Organism: Cladophialophora yegresii CBS 114405
Lineage: Eukaryota; Fungi; Ascomycota; Eurotiomycetes; Chaetothyriales; Herpotrichiellaceae
Exons: 2
Coding region: 1-348 (115 amino acids)
Cellular component (GO): cytosol
Source: RefSeq, a predicted model, not a curated record
AUGUCCUCUCAGGGUAUCAGCCUGGCCACACCACCAAAAUGCACAGCAGAUUUCUGUCUCAUUCCUCUCGGCACUCCGACCGCUUCGGUUUCAGCACAGAUCGCCGAGGUCCAGCGACUACUGAAGAAAAGUGGCCUCAAGUACAGUAUGCACUCGGCGGGGACUACUGUUGAGGGAUCGUGGGACGAUGUCAUGCGGCUGAUCGGCCAAGCGCACUCGCUUCUCCACGAGAAAGGCGUUGUGCGGAUUCAGAGCGAUAUCCGUGUAGGCUCGCGGACAGAUAAGCCACAGACGAUGCAAGACAAGGUCACGGCGGUGGAGAAGCUGCUGGCUGCCGACAAUGAGUAA